This is a messenger RNA of Cherax quadricarinatus, 1040 nucleotides long. RefSeq lists its product as uncharacterized. The record is from RefSeq and is a predicted model, not a curated record. Gene Ontology annotation, biological process: innate immune response; central nervous system formation. NCBI's taxonomy places the organism in Eukaryota, Metazoa, Arthropoda, Malacostraca, Decapoda, Parastacidae. Gene Ontology annotation, cellular component: extracellular region. Gene Ontology annotation, molecular function: Toll binding; growth factor activity.
UGUGGUUGCGUCACUAGACCAGAAGACGUCAGCGUGGCAGGUAUAUAAGAUGAUGUGUGGAGACGGAAGGCAGCAGUACGACUCUCACAUCAACACUUCAUCAUGGCUCGUGCUCUGUCGGUUGUUCUGGCGUGCGCUGCAGUUGUUCUUUGUGAACCUCCUCCUCCACAUCCAUAUAGCUACCCAACCCCUUCCUAUGGCCCACCACCCGCCUACGGCCCCCAGCCUUCCUACAAGCCGGCCUACUGUGACCCAACAAAACCUCCAUCCUGCGCUGCCGGCUCCCACUUGCCCUACUGCUUAGAUGAUCCAGAAUAUCCAGAGUAUGACAUAAAAAAUGCCAUUACUGCUGACCAUCUCUUCGCCAAGAAAUACGCUGAUGUGGCCGACCAGUCGGCUGAUGACCUGGUUGAAUAUGUGACCAAGAAGCAGGAAGAAGGCUUUGACUACUCUUAUUAUACUGGUGCCUCCACUGGUAAGUCUCCCUAUGAUGCCACCCACUGGGCUGGUCCCCAGGGUUACAUCUGUCCUUCCCACGUGGCCUAUGCCAGGCCCAGGCGUGCCCAGAAUGUGGAGGGCCAGUGGCGUGUUAUUGUGAACGAUGUUCACUACUACACCCAGACGGCCCGCCUGGAGACCUGCUUGUACCCUAAUGCUGCCUGCCGUGCUCUUGCUCCCUGCUACAAGAGCAGCUGUGUCCAGAAAUAUGUCUACCACCGCCUCCUCUCCUUUGACCCCUGCGAUCACUACAAGGGUCUCUUCAUCGACAUCUACAAACUGCCAUCCGCCUGCUCCUGCCACAUCCCCGCCUAAGAAGUUUCACUAAUGAGAUUUUACUUAGAACCUUCAUGCCACGACAGAGCGACCGACUUUCCCUGAAACUUUAACCUCUGCCGCGAAGGAGAAGCCCCGAGAUGACUGGAGAACUGCUUUCUUUACGUACCAUCAACAAUAAUGCCAGGGACUCCCGGGACGCUCCUCGUUGCUCCUCUUACUUCUCUUUCCUCUUAUUGAUGGCCAUGUGAGUGCCAGAUGCGAGA